UUACGGACCAGGCUUACGAAGUGUCGAACAGCUGUUGAAAAUUACAAUUUGCUAUAGGUUUGCAGUCAAUUUAAUGAGAUUUAGAACCAAUCAUUGCAGUAAUAUGUUGCCUUCAAAACAAAUAAAACAACAAUAGUUAACGCAACGUUUCUAAAACUUAAAAAAACAACAAUAAACGAAAACAAAAAACAAAAAGUUAAAAACUUGAUAACCAAAAGUGGCCUGCAAAACGAAGCAAAAACCCAGAAAUGUGAUUCAAAGUGCGCAAUGUAACAAAAAACGUAAACAAUUUUGUUUUGAUUAACAAAAUAAAUAAAUAAAAAUAUAAAGAAAAUAAAAAAGAGUAAAAAUAAAAUAUAAGAAAAACAAACAGCAAUACAAAUGGAACUCAAGACAGUGUGCAGCAGGUCAAGUAGCGAAUUAGCAGCCAUCGUCAAUGAUUAAAGAAGAGAUAGAUUGAUAGCUCGUUACGUCGCCGUCGUCGGAGUCGCAGUCGUCUUAGUUAGUUUUAGACGUAGACCCCUCAAUGCCCGCACAGCAAUAGCAGCAACAACAGCAACAACAGCAACAACAUCAACAACAUCAACAGUCACAUCAACAGUUCUAGGACAUUAGCCAACUCACAGUUACAGUACCAGAGACCCAGAGAGAGUGGGAGACAAAGAGUGUAAGCAAGGGAAAGAGAGCGAGAGAUUGACCCCAACAUGGACAUCAAGAUUGAGCAGCAACAGCAGCAGCAGCAGCAACAACAACAACAGCAGCAGCAGCAGCAGCAAGCAGAACUGGGGCCAGUUUCUCCUUCAGAGGUGCCCAAUGAUCCUGGCAAAAUGUUCAUUGGCGGCCUCAGUUGGCAGACAAGUCCAGAGAGCUUACGUGAUUAUUUUGGCCGCUAUGGCGAUAUCUCUGAGGCAAUGGUUAUGAAGGAUCCCACGACUCGCAGAUCCAGAGGCUUUGGCUUUGUCACAUUCAGCGAUCCAAAUAGCGUAGAUAAGGUACUCACCCAAGGCACACAUGAGCUGGAUGGCAAAAAGGUGGACCCGAAAGUAGCUUUUCCGCGACGUGCACAUCCCAAGAUGGUGACGAGAACGAAGAAAAUCUUUGUGGGCGGCCUCUCAGCGCCCACCACGCUGGAGGAUGUCAAAAGCUACUUUGAACAGUUUGGUCCGAUCGAGGACGCCAUGCUGAUGUUUGACAAGCAGACCAAUCGGCACAGAGGUUUUGGCUUCGUUACAUUUCAAAGCGAAGAUGUGGUAGACAAAGUUUGCGAAAUUCAUUUCCAUGAGAUAAACAACAAAAUGGUCGAGUGCAAGAAGGCGCAGCCGAAGGAGGUUAUGCUGCCGGCAAAUCUGGCCAAAACCCGUGCGGCCGGUCGCUCUGCUUACGAUAACAUCAUGUGGGGUCUGGGGACAUUGCCCGAAGGUUUUCCGGCAGCUGCGUAUGCUGCUUAUGCCGCUGGUCGCGGCUAUUCGGGUUAUCCCAGCUUUGGACUACCCUAUCCAACUGUUGAUCUAACCAAUGGGCAGCUGACACCCAACAACAACACACCGCUGCUAACACAGGCACUUUCGGUGAUGAACAACUAUCAGGCGGCUGCUGCAGCUGCUCACAGCUUUGGUCCGUCGGCCUCGCCACAUGCACAGGCAGCCACCACGGCCACACGGCAGGGUUUUCCGUCAACCAACUCGCCCGGACCAACCAUUGACAUGUACAGCUCGGCUGGUGCCGACAAUGUGGGCUAUGUUCAGACCACUAGUCCGCAGCCGUCGGGCUUUCCCAUUGCCGUAAGCCGUGCCCCGUUGAACUACAGCCCGGGACCACUAAUUCCUGCGGCAUUUACAAAUGGAUACCAUUAAAAGGUGGCGCCGACAACCGCAAUGACAACAACAACAACAACAACAACAGCAACAGCAAUAAGCAAGCAACAGCAACAACAACUAAAACACAAACAACAACAGCAACAAAAAAUGACAACAGACACGAAAAGUAACUGUAAUGCUGCAACCACACACACACUCACACACAUACACAGACACAACAUUAAUUGAAAAGUAUAACUACGUAUAUAUUACUUAUAUACUUACAAAUAUACAUAAUGCAUAUGUAUGUGUGUCAAUAUAUAUACAUACACAUAUAUAUAUUUCUACAUUGCAAAUGAAAAAUCUGUUAAGCAGCCAAGCAAAGCCCAAUAAACCAAAAAUACACCCACACUCACACACAUACAUAUUACAAUUAAUUAAUUAACGUAUAUACAUAAACACAUACAUUUACAUAAAUAUAUAUAUAUAUAUAUAUAUAAAUCUAUAUAUAUACAUAUAACAAAUGAUAGAACGCAGCGCAAGCAAACCAAAAAACAACAAAAAAUGAAGAUACAAAAAAAACUAUGAACGAACAAAAAAAUUAAUUUUAAUUUAAUGACAACAACUACAGCAGAAUGAAGAAGCAGAACAACAACAAUAUAACCAAAUAACCAACCACGGCAGCCGCAGUCCUGUUCCUCCUCCGCCCGCCCCUCUCUGCGAUCCCCCUAAAAAGAUGCAACGUGUGCAGCAAAAAUCGUUUAAAAUGCAAAUUAAACGAAACUGCGUCAAGUGCAGCGGGUAGGCGGCGGGUAGGCGUGGCCUACACACACACACACACACACAAAGGCAAAGACAAACACAGCAAUAUGAAGGCCGGCCUGGAGGAGAAUGAUGACAACACUGUGCCAGGGGCCGAAGCGUCACCAUUUUUAAGUAAUGAGAAAACCAAAAAAUAACAACAAAAAAAUACCAAAAUGUAAA
Drosophila innubila is the source of this 2780-nucleotide messenger RNA. RefSeq names its product RNA-binding protein Musashi homolog Rbp6 (gene Rbp6). Gene Ontology annotation, molecular function: RNA binding. The record is from RefSeq and is a predicted model, not a curated record. NCBI's taxonomy places the organism in Eukaryota, Metazoa, Arthropoda, Insecta, Diptera, Drosophilidae. Gene Ontology annotation, cellular component: cytoplasm. The transcript has 14 exons. Bases 705 to 1853 code for a protein of 382 amino acids.